This is a messenger RNA of Penicillium cosmopolitanum, 3729 nucleotides long. RefSeq names its product NACHT and WD repeat domain-containing protein. The record is from RefSeq and is a predicted model, not a curated record. Lineage: Eukaryota; Fungi; Ascomycota; Eurotiomycetes; Eurotiales; Aspergillaceae. Bases 1 to 3729 code for a protein of 1242 amino acids. The transcript is spliced from 2 exons. Gene Ontology annotation, molecular function: protein binding.
AUGUCUUCGACUAUGAUGAACUUCGGUGGCUCAAAUUUCGGGGUGCAAGUCGGCGUGAACAACGGUUCAAUAUCUGCUGGUGGUAUGAAAUUCGCACCUCCACCCCGCAUGGACAUCACUGACCGGUCUGCAGAUAUUCUAGAGAAACUCCCAAUCGUGAGCGGCGCUGCCUUCGAUUCCUUUCACAAUCAGAAUGAAGAUCUUUGCCUUCCCGGAACCAGAAUCGAACUUCUCCAGCAAGUCAAUAAAUGGGCGAGCUGUCCCGGCCAGCCAAUUUUCUGGUUGAAAGGCAUGGCUGGAACAGGGAAAUCAACGAUUUCGAGAACUUUGUCAAAAUCAUUCACAGAUGCCGGUCUAUUGGGUGCCAGCUUCUUCUUCAAGAGAGGAGAAACAGACCGAGGAAAUGCGUUGUCACUCUUUCCUACGAUCAUGAGGCAGCUGGUGGUAGCUUUCCCGAUAAUAUUGCCAGCUGUGCAGCGGGCACUUCGAACUCACCCGGAUAUCUCGGGAAAGGCUCUAUCGGAGCAGUUUGAAAAGAUACUCCUACGUCCACUACAGAGUCUGGAAUUGUCUGAUCGACCAAUUGUUGUUCUCGUCAUCGAUGCGCUGGACGAAUGUGACAAUGAUGCAGAUAUACAGACUAUCAUUCGGCUAUUGCCUCAACUACGAUCAGUAGAAGCGAUGCGUAUAAGGAUCUUCUUGACCAGUCGUCCGGAGCUGCCCAUUCGGCUUGGCUUUUCAAAGAUAGCAGAUCAGCACGAAGAUUUUGUUCUCCAUGAGGUACCAAAGGUUAAAAUAGAGCAUGAUAUCUCUUUAUUUCUGGAGCAUAAAAUUGCCCAGAUCCGAGGAGAUAAUCAUCUGCCAGAUGAUUGGCCCGGCGGAGAGAGUAUUCGCAAACUUGUCGAUCUUUCUGUCCCUCUAUUCAUCUUCGCUGCCACCGCCUGUCGUUUGCUUGAAGAGGACCCAUGGGAUCUGGCAGAAAUUCUCACAGAGAUGCUGGUCUAUGGAGAUGAAGGCUCCAAGUUGAACGAGAGGUACCAGCUUAAUGGAACAUAUCUUCCCGUCUUGAAUCGCUUCUUGCGGAGACAAGGCAAGAAACAAGAGAAGCAGUUAAUUGAUGAGUUCCAGAACAUCAUUGGGUCGAUCAUUUUACUUGAAAGUCCGCUCUCAGUGAAUGCUCUUUCCGAACUUCUUGAUUUCCCUGCCCCAAAAAUUGAAUGGAGAUUAAGGUCAUUCCACUCGGUUCUCAAUAUUCCCAACAAGCUUGAAGACCCGGCACCUGUACGAUUGUUUCACCUCUCAUUCCGCGAAUUUCUUCUUGAUUCAGAAAUAUCAGAUCUAACUCCAUUGUGGGUGGAUGAAGAUUCGACACAUCAAAGACUAUCGAAUUUGUGUAUUUCUGUUUGUCGUCGAAAUUUGAAAGAGAAUAUCUGCGAUAUAAAUCCAGGCACAGAACGGGCCGAAAUUGACGCGCGGAAGAUCAAUGGGCUUCUUUCACCGGCAUUGCAGUACUCCUGUCGGUACUGGGUUCAUCACUUAGUUCGCAGCAAGAAAACCAAAACGGAUGAUAUCCAUCUCUUUCUCCAGGGGUAUUUCAUAUUUUGGAUGGAAGCAAUGGGAAUUUUAGGCCUUGCCUUUCAGGUGAUUCGAGACCUGAACCUGCUGCAGUCCGCCUUCUACGAAAAGUGGAGCUCAGAAUUGCAGACUAAUGAGGGUCAUUGUGGCUCCGUGGCAUUUUUAUUUGCCCCGUCUGAAAACGACCAGAUAAUGAUAUCUGUGUCCAGACGUGAUAAAACCAUCCGAUUGUGGGAUACCCAGACAGGUGCUUUGCGGAAAACACUCCAGAUGUGCGUUGGCAAACACGAUAUGAAAUCCAUCGUGGUCUCGCCUGACGGCCGAUAUCUGGCUGCUUUUGGGUGGAAAAAUUACAUCUGGGAUCUUGCUACAGGUGCUUAUAUGAGGGGACUCGAUGGCAAAUAUGGAGGCUUUUAUCAAGGAAGUCAAACGUUGGCGGCUAUAGACCGGCUAACCAUUCGAUUCUUGAAUAUCGAAUCUGGUACUCUGGGAGAGAUACAACUUGAUCAAGGAGGAGAUCAAUUUACUGAUAGCCUUUUAUCUGACACAUGUCCAUUCGAAGCAAAUGACAAAGAAGAGCUUUUGGAUGGGUCUACCGCUUUAUCGGCUGAUGGCCAGAUUAUGGCAGCAAUCAGUGAUCGGAGUCCAAUAAUUCUCCUUUGGGAAACUGCUACAGGUAAAAAGAGGAAAAGUAUUUGGAACAGCUAUGGGGGAAUGGCGUCGGUUACCUUCUCUUGUCAGAACAAGAUCCUUGCAACCGUGUCACAAAACAAAAGCUCCAUUUGUUUAUGGAACAUUGAUACCAACGAUCUCAAGCAUACUAUCCGAUUUGAUCAGCAGCUGGGGGACUUCAAACUAACAAUAUCAUCGGACAGCCAACUUCUUGGACUCGUCCCCGAUGACAAUACUAUUAAAAUUUGGGGAAUUUCUUGUGGAACCCUCAAACAUGAGUUGAGGAGCCAUAUACGGUUGCACCAAAGCCUGGCCUUUUCCGUUGACUGCCAAUAUUUAGCAUCAGCUUGCAGUGACUACAACAUCAGACUAUGGGACCUCUCUAAAUCUAUCAACACGAGUCAGACUACUAGACGGCGUCCCACUGAGGUUGAAUUAGUCAAGUUUUCUCCAGAUGGCUCUCUGAUAGCAACCAUGGCAGAGUACGGGGAUAAGAUUAUAGUAUGGCAUGUGGAAACGGCGCAUGUAUCAAACACCUUUACUAUACCCUCAGGUGUAAAAGUGGAGCUGGCCAUAUCCCCUGACAAUGGAAAGCUAGCAGCUGUCGGUUGGUCCGUCCCCAACAGUCCAUCGGAGGACUGGGGCCCAGUUGAGCACUUGAUGAUUUGGGACCUUACGGCCGGUGAUCAGGGGAACAUAAGAGACGGCUACGGCUGGGCAGCAGGAGCUUCACCUUGCCCUCCAACUUUCUCGCCUAAUUCCCAGUUACUCGCACUGGUAUGGCACUAUGGGGGUGUCAGGGUCUAUGAUACUACCGCUGAUACAGUCACUACUGUACUGAAGCCUAUCCCAGAAAUUUCCUCGGCCCCUUCACCAGAGGUCUUGUUCUCACCAGAGGUCUUGUUCUCGCCCGAUGGUCAACUGCUGGCCUAUAGAGAUCAGGAGGGCAUUGUCCAAAUUUGGAACACGAUGACAGGUACACUGCAUGAAUUAUCCCGACCCCCUAUGGCGAAUCAUUUUGAUGGCUCGUGUUUUUCGACGUUUUCCCCAGAUGGCAGAUACCUGGUCUUUGUCCUUGAGUCCAAAGCCAUUGAGUUCUGGACUGUCAACUCUGGAAAUCUCCUUCCGAUACCCGAACAUUCGAUAGAUGUUGGAAUUCUCACUGGGGUUGUUUUGAACGAGGGUGGACUUUCGCUAUUGACCACUUUGGGACCCCAAGACGUACCAAUUGAGUCUGGGGACUGGAAGCCUAACUGGAAACCACAAGAUCAGUAUCUGACUGGUAGCCACAGGACUGUCCAAAUAGGCCAAGAUGACUGGGUAUACAUGCGAGAACGAAGGGUAUUGUGGCUACCUCCUGAAAAUCGGCCUGGCCCACGUGCUGGGCGUUUCAACGGCAAUCAUGUUGCUUUCCACGGCAAUACGAUUGCCGUGGGAAAUUUAUCGGGCGACGUUACUAUUCUUGAGUUUGAUGUUGAUUGA